AGAACAUUCUCCCAGCUUGGAACUCCCAUACAGGUCGCCGAAUCGGAUACAACGGCCAAGAUCCGUCCAGAUACGUCAAAGCCAAUACCGACGGAUAUUGCGGACGGGGCGAACCUAAGUCCAUGCCGCAAACACCUCACCGUGCGUCAAACUGGAUGAAUAAAGUGCUUACUGCGUCUUCCAAAGGAUCCUCCCCACUUUCCCAUACCCUUGUGCGCGAGCGGGGAACCGGUGGAGUCGAUAUCCGGGGUAACGGGCGAAUGCCGCGGAAAUCUCCUCUUGCCUUGUGAUUACAUGACGCCAUAAGAAUGCAGGGGAUCUCCUGGCGAUAGGAUAAAUUAUCGUGUGGCGAUACACAUCCUCCAGUCUGCAAAUGUAACUAUCCAUUAAUUCUUCCCUUGUCUCUUUUUCUACCGUGCGCAAAACAAGUCAUACUAUCCAUCAUGGCGUUCCACCAAUUUGCAAGCAGUCUAGACAAAGACUACCCCUGGACCUCCUCUCCACUCAUCGCCUCAGCACCGAUGGCCAAAGUCGCGAAGCCUGAGCUGGCAGUAGCUGUUUCCAAAGGCGGCGGCCUAGGCUUCAUCGCAGCAGGAUACACAAGCGAUAACCUCGAAGACCUGCUCGAAGGAGCCACCCAACUUCUCAAAAAAGGCGACAACACACUCACCCCAGCACAAGCCAAUCCAGCCGAUCCAACUAUCCUCCCUGUCGGAGUAGGAUUCAUAACCUGGAGUGCCUCCCUCAAGACAGCCAUACCCGCGUUACGAAAGUACUGCCCCUGUGCUGUCUGGCUGUUCGCUCCUCCAACGGGCUUCCAUGACCUCGCCACCUGGGCGACCGAGAUCAGGGCUGCUACGUCUCAGAGGACCAAGAUCUGGGUACAAAUCGGCUCAGUGGCAGACGCUGUCGAAGUGGUCACUCACGUCGCGCCGGAUGUCCUUGUCGUGCAGGGCUGUGACGCGGGCGGGCAUUCGCUAGCGCGCGGGGCGAGUAUCGUUUCGCUUGUCCCUGAGGUACAUGAUAAGCUUCGGGAACUUCGGCCGAAAGCCCGGAACCCUAUCCGACUGGUCGCAACCGGAGGUAUCAGCGACGGACGGGGCGUCGCUGCUGCGAUUAUGCUCGGUGCUGAGGGGUGUGUCCUGGGAACUAGAUUUCUGGCCAGCCCUGAGUCGCUUAUUGCGGAGGGAUAUCAGAAGGAGGUUUUGAGGGCGUCGGAUGGCGGGGUGAGUACGGUUCGGACGACGAUAUAUGAUAAAGUGCGCGAUAUACAUGGGUGGCCGGAUUCAUACGACGGGCGGGGGCUUAUUAACCGGACGUAUACAGAGGCGGUUGAUGGUCUCGGUGAGGACGAGAAUCGGGAGCUUUAUCUGGAGGAGUUGGAGAAGGGAGAUCGGGGAUAUGGACCGGAAGGUAGACUUACUACUUAUGCUGGGACAGGUGUUGGCUUGGUCAAAAGGGUCAUGCCGGCGAGGGAGAUUGUUAUCUCUAUCCGAGAAGAGGCUAAUCAGAUUCUGGGAAAAGCUCUACAUCGGUCGAAAUUGUGAUACAUGGUGGAGCCCAUUAGUAGCAGCAUCAAGUGUUCAUUAGCAAUAGUAUUUUAGCAUGUUGAUUUAUAUCACUAUGUGAAGUAUUGUAUGGGAAGCGUGUCUUGUUGGAUGGAACAGGCUGUUGGCUUUAGUACUGACAGAUUUCGAAUAUAAUUCCGCAGGUACUGGGUAAUUUUGCAUAGGCACUUUUCAAUCAGUCCACUAAGUAUACGAAAUAGUAAGUCAGAAAUAGCAAUGGUUGAAUCACUCGUCCUGAGACUCAUACAACCAAAAUGGCCCGAAGCAUUUAUCAUGUACUUUAUGUCCUCAAUCCAGG
Molecule: messenger RNA, 1866 nt
Organism: Aspergillus alliaceus
Lineage: Eukaryota; Fungi; Ascomycota; Eurotiomycetes; Eurotiales; Aspergillaceae
Product: nitronate monooxygenase
Exons: 1
Coding region: 444-1547 (367 amino acids)
Molecular function (GO): nitronate monooxygenase activity
Source: RefSeq, a predicted model, not a curated record